AUGCCAAUCCCUUUGUCAGAGCCAGAUGGUGCGACCAGCACGGCCGGCGUGGCUGGCGCGGCUCCCGUGGUGUCCCUCUUGUCGCAAAAGGUGAAAGCUGGCAACGAGCAUGUGAAAGGCCUCGUGGCUAACUUGUGGCGCUCACGAGAGGAUGGAGACUUUGUUUUCAAUGUUUGUGGAGGUUCCUUGAGAGCUCACGGAUGUAUUUUGUCUGCUGCAUCCCCGGUCUUUAAAGCCAUGCUGUCCAGCGGAAUGUCAGAGGGCCUUACCUCCUCUGUGUCUGUGGAUGCGGAUCCGUCGGAGUUGCUGGCGAUGCUUCGCUUCAUUUACUUGGGCGAGUUGGAUGCCACCGGACAGCAGCUUCCAGGUGUCUUGGAGCUAGCUCACAAGUACGAGGUGCUGAACCUCAUACCUCCGGUGUGUGAAGCAAUGAUUGAUCAGUUGACCACUGACAAUGCGGUCUCCUACGUACGUGUGUUGCGUCUGCUUGAGGGCGUGCCGUGUGAGUCCGAUAGGGAGGAGACUGUUAAGGAAUCCGCCGUGCAAGCUUGGAUGGCACUCCCUGGCACUGAGACCCUCCCAAGUGUUCCACCUGCCAACCGUGUGACCUGCACGGGACUAUCACAACCAGUGCAGCCUGUGGAGGCGUUUUCAUGGCGUUUCCACGUUUUGCUUUGA
This is a messenger RNA of Durusdinium trenchii, 678 nucleotides long. Lineage: Eukaryota; Dinophyceae; Suessiales; Symbiodiniaceae. The record is from the annotation of a GenBank genome assembly.